Metarhizium robertsii ARSEF 23 is the source of this 828-nucleotide messenger RNA. RefSeq lists its product as uncharacterized. The record is from RefSeq and is a predicted model, not a curated record. The coding region runs from base 1 to 828 and encodes 275 amino acids. The transcript has a single exon. NCBI's taxonomy places the organism in Eukaryota, Fungi, Ascomycota, Sordariomycetes, Hypocreales, Clavicipitaceae.
AUGGAUCUCAAGCAGGUCCAUCCUCUUCAGGGUACCGAAACACUUCCUCGCUCUACCAUAACUACACGAGACAUGCUUGCAACGUGCCAAGAGUCUCGGAAUGAGGCCUUGCGUGCAUUGCCAGAUCUAUUGCCUCUUAGCAACUGUGCUGUUCACUUCAACGGACUUGACGAUGUUAUCUGCCUCGUCAAAGUGAAUCUAGAUGUGUUAGACUCGUUGAGAGAGGCGGUAUUGAGCUAUCGGGCUCUGGGACAUGGUAACAAGAAUGGCGGGGCCGUUGCUGAAAUGCCCGAUGCCCUAAACUGGGUCAGCAAGGUGACGAAACUAGCAUUAGAAGCGCGCAACUCAGACUUCCACGACGACUUCGGUUUUUCGGCCACUGAAGGAAUCGAUCAGAAUCGCCUGCUACGAUUUAUGUCCACGUUUCCAAAACUGGAGUGGCUAUUUCUAAUCAUCUUGCCGACGCCAGAUGAUAUGGGAACAGUGAUAGUCGAUGAGACUAACGACGACGAAGGGCAUGAAGGAGAAGGUGACGGAGAUGCUACUACCAUUUCCAGCAAUGGCAGCAACAACAUUGGCUCCAUUAGCGGCUUUUGGAUUCGAGGCGAGAAUGGGAUUAGCGACUGGUAUCGUUGGGUACCUCGCAGCACAACAUGGGGCUACUCGAAUGAGAAAGUGCAGACGCAUUUCUCAGAUAUGGCAAUAUGGAAGGAAAGUCUUCAGGCGGCAUUGCGGCGUCAUGGCAACGAAAGCCGGCUGUUGAGAUCGGUGCAAGUUGAGGUAAUGUUGCAUUUCAGGGAAGGCGUCGAGCCACCGAACGAUCUGUAG